GCCGUAGACGUUGCUUGUUUUCACUGCAGCUGCUAGAGGGAAAGCAUUAUGGCGUCUGUGGCUGAUUUGAAAACCGUCCUUACAGAUACAUUGGACAAGAGAGGUGUAAUAGGACAGCUCAAAGCACAGAUCCGUGCUGAAGUUUUUGCAGCUUUGGAUGAUCAGAGUGAGCCACGGCCUGUAUUGUCACAUGAGAAUCUUCUCAUAAAUGAAAUGAUCAGGGAAUAUUUGGACUUCAACAAAUACAAAUACUCAUCAUCUGUCCUGACUGCAGAAACUGGACUGUCUGAUAUUCCGCUUGAUAGAUCUUUUCUUGCCCGGGAGCUUAAAUUUGUAGAAGACGCAAAUGCUCAGUCUGUGCCAAUACUAUAUGGGAUACUCUCACACUUUUUAUAUGGACACAGAGUUGCUCCUUGUCACUCAGUGCUAGAAUGGUCAUCAGAGAACCCUACACAGAGACAUUUUGAAGGUACUGCAAACCGAAUUAUGAAAGUAGAUGCAGAUAGCUGCACCUACUACAAGCGAUCUAGAGACAGCAUUCCACACAGAGAUGUAAAGUCGCAAAAUAGCCAACUUCAGUGUGGCUCUCGAAGCUCAGAGGUAACAUAG
Molecule: messenger RNA, 609 nt
Organism: Nanorana parkeri
Lineage: Eukaryota; Metazoa; Chordata; Amphibia; Anura; Dicroglossidae
Gene: CEP20
Product: FGFR1OP N-terminal like
Exons: 5
Coding region: 49-609 (186 amino acids)
Biological process (GO): microtubule anchoring; cilium assembly
Cellular component (GO): motile cilium; ciliary basal body; centrosome
Molecular function (GO): protein binding
Source: RefSeq, a predicted model, not a curated record